AUGCAAUUGCAGUUGCACACUAAGGCCAGCAGGGGGCGGUGGUGUACAGCACACAGUGACACCGACAGCACCACCAAAGAAGCAGCAGUCAGUCAGUCAGCAGCGUGCUGUGGAGGUCAUGUUUGGGACUUGAACAUGUCGGUGCUGGAGCCCACUCUCCUGCUCUGUGUGUUCGGCUUCUUCUCCAGCCUGCGACCGUCGGAGCCCUUCCUCACCGCCUUCCUGCUGGGCCCGGACCACAACCUGACGGAGGAGCAGGUGGUUAAUGAAAUCUAUCCAGUAUGGACGUAUUCCUACCUGGCGCUGCUGUUGCCUAUCUUCCUGGCCACGGACUACCUGUGUUAUAAGCCUGUGUUGGUGCUGCAGGCCACCAGCCUAGUGGUGACCUAUGUGAUUCUUCUGAAGGCGCAGGGCCUGCUGGCCAUGCAGCUGCUGGAGUUCUUCUUCGGGCUGGCCACAGCCUCGGAGGUGGCGUACUACUCCUACAUCUACAGCGUGGUGGAGCCGGCCCACUACCAGAAGGUAACGGGGUACUGCCGCAGCGUCACUCUGUUCGGCUCGGCGGCCGGCUCUCUGACCGGACAGCUGCUGCUCUCUUUGGCGAAAGUUCGGCUUGUGCACCUCGUCAUCAUCACUCUGGCAUCAUCCGCCGUGGCCUUCGUCGCUCCCUGGUUCCUGCCCAUGCCCAAGAGGAGCUUGUUUUUCCACAUGGGAGCGGGGGAGGGGGGGCCCCGCAGCAGCACCGCUCUGUUGGAGAAGGACUCGGAGAGGGAGCUGCCUCUGAAUGGUGUCACCACAAUAUCCAGUUCCUCUGAGACAGGAAGUCAGGGCAGUGGAUUUGUGAAGGUGUUACGGAUUCUCUUUGACGACUUCCUGCAGUGCUACAGAAGUGGGCCCCUGUUGGCCUGGUCUCUGUGGUGGGCUCUGGCCACCUGCGGCUACUUCCAGGUGGUCAACUACGCCCAGGCCCUGUGGGAGAACGUCCGUCCAUCACAGGACUACGAGAUCUACAACGGCUACGUGGAGACGCUGUCCACACUGCUCGGGGCCCUGGCUGCUCUGCUGGUGGGCUGCCUGCCUCUGAGCUGGACUCAGUGGGGGGAGCUGGCUCUGUGUGUGCUCUCCCUGCUCAUGGCUGUGUGUGUGUUUGUCAUGGACACCGUGAGGAACAUCUGGAUGUGUUACGCCUCAUACAUCUUCUUCAGAGCCACCUACAUGCUGCUCAUCACCAUGGCUACAUACCAGAUCGCAGCCAGCCUCAGCAUGCAGCGCUACGCCCUGGUGUUCGGAGUGAACACCUUCAUGGCGCUGCUGCUGCAGUCGCUCCUCACCGUGGUGGUGGUGGACUCCGUCGGCCUCGGCCUCGAUGUUUUCACACAGUUCCUCAUCUAUGGCUGCUACUUUGCUGUCAUUUCUCUGGUGUUCCUCCUCGCUGGUGUGUGCAAACUGGCCUCCAGGAGGCGCUGCAGGCAGGGGGGGGCUGACAGCCCAGAGCCAGACUCUCCUUCAACACAGGACGCCAGCUCCACUAGAUAGGCCUUUAUCAUAGGUAUCAAUUCUCUUGAUAUGCUUGAGCACCAUGGGUUCACGGAAGAGGGUUAGUUUUUCUGACAGAUAUUACGAUUCGAUUUGCGAUAUUUGUUUUUAAGCAACCUAACGGAAGUUUAUUGUAAAAUGCGGCCAUAUCUCCGGCUAGGAAGGUCGUAUCAAAGUGCUCCCGUCUCUAGCAGCCCCGCAGCCCGAGCUACGAGUGAAAGGACUAAACUUACAUGAAACUUCCGUUGGGUUGCUUUAAAGUCAAGCUUCAGUUUAAGAUUCACCCUGUAAUAGAAACAUGUGAUGGAGCAUUACUAACCUGACUCAGAUUCAACUCCGAUUCAAAAAUACUUUGCAGGUGAUUGGAUCAAUCUGUCAAUCACCUUCUAUCAUGAGCCACUUCUGAUUGGUUAACAAUGGCAUGUACAUGUGGAGCACAGCACUCCUGAUUGGUGUGGAUGACUAACACACAAGAAGAACAAAAAAAAGAAAUCAUAAAGAAAAUUGCAUCAUUUAAAAUCGCGAUUUUGAUUUAAAAUCGAUUAAUCGUUCAGCCCUAGUGCCACAUAAGAAACAUGUAGAAAUGACUGCUGGUAGGAAAUGUACAAUGGGUUAAUUCCAAUAGGUUUGGUAAAAACCCACUUCCUGCUGCUUCUGAGAGAAGAUACUUGAGAGCACAUGUGCAGAAUGACCAAAACGAGUUGCGUGAUAAUCACUCUUAUGUUUACUCACACUUUUAUUUUCAUUCAAGUGAGUAUUAAAAAAAAAGACUUGUAAUGCAGCUUUAAAAAACUGCUGAUCACAGAUGAAAGGCUUCAUCGGAUAUAUGAUAUUGAAAAAUGUUUACGAAUGUUCAGAAUUCGUAAGAAGUCAGUGCCUUAAUGUCAAGGCAAGAGCUGAAUGAACACUAAGGAUGGUUCCUUCCUAACGGUACUGCUGCUCUUGUGUUACUGCGACACCAGCCUUUAUUCUGAAGAAACUGUUUUUGUUAUUUCCUUCUGUAAUUGCAUAGAUUGUGUAUUGGAGUUUAUCAAUAUGAAUCAAUGUGACUGACAGUAUGUUAUAUUGUUUGAUAUUGACAUGUUACCCUGUGGGGAUCAUGGAUGUAUACGAAAUGUACUAAUGUAUGUUAGAACUGUAUACAUGUUUAUUUAAGUUCACGUUUUUAAGCUCACUAUCACUUCGAUUUUUGACGUUGUAAUCAGUAGAAGUAAAAGCUAACGGCAGGCAGCCUAUAGAAAAACGACACAUGGCUGCACACCACCACGGCUGAUGUUGAGCAAUAAAAGAACUACUACUGUAAAACAGAAAUAAGUGUAAAAAAUGUAAAUGUAUUUUAAGAAAAUGGCCUUUUGCUGUGCGAAUGGGCCCCGCCCCGCUGCUGCAGUGCUCCACAUGUUAAAGUUGUCUCAUGGUGAACACAAAUAUCUAAACUAUCCCCACGGCUGUGCCAUGUGUGUGUGAGUGCAUUGGAUGAUGAGUAGUCUCCAUCAGUGUGUGUGUGAAUGUUUCCAUGGGAUGUUAAAAUAAACAAUAACUGUAGAAUUCUUUGCACAAUCUUUUACCUGCACUACGCAAAGUGAAACAUUCCUAGUUGCUGUCUCUAUGCAAAAAUCAUCAAAAAUGACAUGCCUAAUAAACAUACUAUUUUGUUA
Gymnodraco acuticeps is the source of this 3191-nucleotide messenger RNA. It is a transcript of the gene slc19a2, whose product is annotated as solute carrier family 19 member 2. Bases 1 to 1536 code for a protein of 511 amino acids. The transcript is spliced from 7 exons. Gene Ontology annotation, cellular component: plasma membrane. The record is from RefSeq and is a predicted model, not a curated record. Gene Ontology annotation, molecular function: vitamin transmembrane transporter activity. Lineage: Eukaryota; Metazoa; Chordata; Actinopteri; Perciformes; Bathydraconidae. Gene Ontology annotation, biological process: transmembrane transport; vitamin transport.